Stylonychia lemnae is the source of this 3132-nucleotide messenger RNA. NCBI's taxonomy places the organism in Eukaryota, Ciliophora, Spirotrichea, Sporadotrichida, Oxytrichidae. The record is from the annotation of a GenBank genome assembly.
AUGAAAUUAAAAUACUAAAACAGGCAACCCUGUAAAUAUUUUUUCGACAGUUAACUAUCUAAGUGCAAAUUUGGAGACUAAUGCUUUUACUCUCAUGCUGUAAAUCCAGUCAAUUAUGUUCCAAAGUCCAACAUUGAUUGUUUAAAAACUUCCGAAAGUUCCAAGAAAAGACAAGUAAUCACCAAAACUAUUCCAAAUGGAUAUAGCAGAAGAAAUCUCCCUGUUUGUGUUGAUAUUGAUCCCUUUAAACUAUCUAACUAAUGCAAAAACUAUUCACACUGUGAUAAAUAUGUCCAUAACUACAAUGAUAUUCUAGAAAAUACUAUAACUCCAUUCAAUUCUUUAAAAAUAAAGAUGACCAACAGAGAUGGUAUUAAGCUGUUCAAUGAUUUGAAUUGGAACAUUACCUCUGAAAUAUUGAGUUACUUUAACUACAAUGAAAUAAUGCAUAAACUUAGAUAUAUAAAUCAUGAAACUCUCUACUUAACAUCUGAAAGAAUGGAAGUUGUUCAAGUUGACAAAUCAAUCUCAAUCAAAUUUUUCUUAAAUAAUUUUAUUCCUUUGAUGACUCAUCCUUUUGUAAAGAACGCUGAAAAUAUUAACUUGAUAUUUUUUGUCGACAAAGACAAGUAUUUGUAUCAUUUCAUAAACUCAAUAGUAUUUAAGGACUAUUUCAUAUCAUGCAAAUAAUUUAAAAUCAUAUUCAAACAAUACACUACUGAUACCAUGCAUUUACACAAACAAGUUGAAGAUAAAGUAAAGAAAAAUAUAAAAGUCUUAAACAUGAUUUUACCUUGUAUCAUAGAAUAUAAGAGAUUAAGAAACAUCGAAGGCUUCGAAAUUGAAUCUCAUUCAUCUUUACAAUUUGAUUUGGUUAAGAAUACUUACUUUGCUCUAAGGUAUUUCCGAAAUCUCAAGUAAUUAAUUCUACCAGAUAUUACGCUGUUUUAUCCAAGUUUCAAUAAGCAAGCAAAGUAUGAGAGUUUAUUUGAUACAAAAGAAGAUUAAGUUUUAUAAGGAUAAAAGUGUUAAAUCAUUAUAAAGAGCAACCCAGUUUUGAAUUAUCAAUAAGUGUAAAACUUGAGGACUAGAUUUAAAUUCGUUUAUAUCAAGAAAAUCUCGAAAUUCCAUGAUGCUUCAAGAGUUUAUGACAUUUAGUUUGAUGAUGGUAUGAGAGGUAAAAAAUCUGCUAACGAGCAAAAUUCUAUACUUCUAUUUACCUCACCAAAGUGCAAGCUUGUUAAUCUCACAAUUGUAAAUUUUAAAAACUGCUAGUUAAUUGAUGACACUAUUGAGCUUUUGUCAACUUGCGAGAAUUUGAAGAGUGUAGAAACUUUGAACUUGAGCAAGAACUAAUUAACCAACAAGUCUAUAUUUCACAUCAUGAUUUCAAAAACAUUGAAGAGCUUGUAAAAUCUAGAUAUUAGGAAGAAUAAAAUCAGUUCUUUAAAUUAUUUCUUGUUCAACAAAGUAUACAGGUUAAAAAGUCUUAAAGUCUACGAUGAAAUCGAAAUGUCAGAAGAUACCAUGACUUAAUUCUUCUAGAGCUAAUUUAUCAGAGAUAUAGAAAGAUUAUACAUUAGGUAUGUUGGCAGAAGAGUUCUCUAGAUUGAUAGCAUGCAGUAAAAUUAAUAAACAUCAAAUCUCAAGUAUUUGUAUCUCUAGGGUGUAGUAUUUAUGGGUCCCACCAUUCCAAAUCUCUUUCAGCAAUUUGUAAAUUUAGAAGAACUCAGACUAUAAAAAUGUAAAAUAUAAGGUAUUAGAAAUGCAAUUGCUUUUAGAUCUUUGCCAAAACUUCAAAAACUUGUCAUUAUUGAUAUAGUAGGUGUUGAAGAAAUAGAAAGACUGAUCAACAAUUGUUUGUAUUUGAAAAAGCUUACAAUUGAGAUUCUAUUGGAUAAAUAAAUUUAAUCUGAUGAAAAAUAAAUAGACUUCUCUAGGAUCACUAACAGCAGUAUAGAGUCUUUUAAAAUCAGAGAUUGGAAUUACAAUGAAAAAGAAUACUAGUACUCUAGGAUCAAUGAAGCUAAUUUUUUUACAAAUCUCGUGACACUAGAAAUCCCUUGCAGAGAAUACAAGGAGAUAAAAAAAAUCUUGAAUGUAAAAAAUAAAAUCAAGAAACUUAUACUGUUUAAUCUCAAUUACCUUUCAUUUGAAGUGAUGAAGCUUAUGAAUAAUCUUGCUCAGAACUAUAAGAAGCUAAAGAAAUUAGAUUAUCUUGGGAUUAAAGCAGUUGGCUAUAAAACUCACUUUCCAACUUAAGUGAGAGAUGAUGAAGGUUAAGUAGUCUCUAGCUAUCCAAAUUACUUUAUUAAUGGGUUCAGAAAUCACAGAUAUGCUCGUCAGCAUCCAGAACAAAAUGCAACUGAACUCUAAAUAGCCCCGCUUUUUAACCUUAAAAAAUUAGGUUUACCUUACAAUGAUCAGAUAAUAAGGUCUCUCUAUUCAUAAAUCAAUCUAUAUAGAGAUAAGAAGAUACAAGAGCUAAUUUUUUACUCAAACUCAGAUUAAAUAUUUAUGAUUUACGGGGACAUGUAUCAUCCAUUAAAAAUGUUUCCUUUCAAAAACAGAGUGAAGUUGAUUAAAAGGCACAAUGAAUAUUAAACUCAUGUCAAAGUUAAUAUUGAAGAUGUUGAAAAUUUUAGAGGAAGAGGAGGAAGAGGUAGAGAUAGAGGAGGAAGAGGUAGAGAUAUAUUAGGAAGAAGAGGGAUGUUUGAAGAAGAAAGAGAAAGAGGUGGGCGAAUAAUUGAAGAAGAAAGAGAAAGAAUAAUGGCUUUAAUUACUGGAAGAGAAGCCGAAACCCAAGAUGAAACUGAAAUUUAAGAAAUUAUUCAAGAAGAGCAACUUGUUCCACUUGUUGAAGAAAAUGAAUGGGUUUAGCCUACAGAUUAACCAGAACAAAUCUAAGCAAAUAUGAUUCCAACAAGACCGAUCUCUGAAAUUGACAGCUAUUUAGCUACUGUAACAGAUGAGACUGAGCAGCAGGAAAUAAUGGCAUUUAUGGCAAUAGAAAUGUCUAUUUCUAGCACAUGGGGAAAUUAAAGCAUUUCAAAUUCUGUUUCAGAUGAUAAGACUGAGAUUUAACCUUUGGAGAUGAUUCAGAUUUAGCCGUAUCAAAACAAUCACUAAUGA